AUGAAAUCUGAAAGAGGGUCAUCAGCUGAAUGUAUCACAAAAAUACAAAAUAAUAUUCUAAGUGCACUUGUAUGGAAAGAUAAUCGUUUGGUUACUUUAUUGUCUACAUUUGUUGGUGAACAGCCAAAAUCUGAAGUUUUAAGGUUUUCUAAGUCUCAAAAAAAAAGUGUAAAUGUGCCAUGUCAAAGUGCUGUAACUAUUUACAACAAGCAUAUGGGAGGGGUAGAUUUGUUAGAUGCCAAUAUUGGCAGAUAUAAAAUCCGUAUGAGGAGUAGAAAAUGGUACAUAAGGUUGUUUUACCAUUUACUAAAUACAUGUGUGGUGAAUGCAUGGAUUUUGCAAAAGAGAGUUCUUACACAAAAAAAUGAAGAUGAUAAAAUUAUAACUUUGGCAAAAUUUAGGGAGGUAUUAGCUGUGACUUUGUGCCAAACAAGUAAAAACAUAAACAUAACUCCAACCAGAGGUAGACCUUGUAAAAAGGCUAAUAAUGUGUACAUGACAGAUAGAAAAAAACCUAGAGUAGUGCAUACAUCAACUAUAACUAAUCGAGAAAGAUAUGAUUGUGUUCUAAGAGCCUAG
Rhopalosiphum padi (bird cherry-oat aphid) is the source of this 579-nucleotide messenger RNA. RefSeq names its product piggyBac transposable element-derived protein 3-like. The coding region runs from base 1 to 579 and encodes 192 amino acids. The transcript has 2 exons. Lineage: Eukaryota; Metazoa; Arthropoda; Insecta; Hemiptera; Aphididae. The record is from RefSeq and is a predicted model, not a curated record.